Molecule: messenger RNA, 3033 nt
Organism: Pelmatolapia mariae (spotted tilapia)
Lineage: Eukaryota; Metazoa; Chordata; Actinopteri; Cichliformes; Cichlidae
Gene: cep78
Product: centrosomal protein 78
Exons: 18
Coding region: 139-2535 (798 amino acids)
Cellular component (GO): centrosome
Molecular function (GO): protein binding
Source: RefSeq, a predicted model, not a curated record
AACAGACUGCUGAAGUUGUCAAGCAACGUCGAGGAAAAGCCAUACAUCAGUCCCGCGACGGUAUAGUCUUUAGUUGGUCAACAAUCGAGGGCGAAGGACAGUGCACGAGAGAGGUGAAGAAGCGAGUGCAGAUCAAAGAUGGUCCCGGACAGCGCUCAGAUUCGGCGGCAGGGUGCUCAGGACUUUAUGGCUUACUAUGAGUUUGCCUGUGCCAGGCAGGAAUCUGUCCCCCUUCCUGCAGUUAAAAUGAACCUCAACAAAGGGAUGCUGGACUUUAAUGGAGACAAGCUGAAGCUAGCAGACUGGCCACCCGUUCUCAGCUCUAUAUCCAUUAACAAACACCUGCACCACAUAGCAAUAAGUAGCACAUACCAAGCUAGUUUGGCUUCUGGAGAGGCAGAUAGAAGAUAUCUUAAGUCUAGCUUCAGGAGGAAGAUUCCAGCUAUUCGCUCCAAGGAUAUGACAUUAAAGCUGUGCAAGGCCCUCAGAGAGUGCCUCACUGUCUCUCCCAACCUCAAGAUGCUGCAGCUCAAUGGACUUCCACUGAGAGAAAGGGACCUCAUCACCCUGACAAAGGGUUUGGCAAAAAGCACUUCCUUGGAAAACCUAUCUCUGGUUAACUGUCCAAUCAGUGAUGAGGGCUUAGAGGUCAUUUGCCAAAGCGUUAAGUAUUCUACUAACAUCAGGGCAGUGGAUUUUAGUGGAUGCAGUCUUACCUGGAGGGGGGCAGAGCACAUGGCCAAUAUUAUCAAGCAUCAGGGUAUGCAAAGACAUGGUACGGCGUGGGCGGAGUCUCUGAGGUAUCGACAGCCGCAGUUUGAGGGUAUGGGAGGUCUUCGCCGUGUCACACUUAACUGUAACACUUUAAUUGGGGACCGGGGUGCUGCGGCUCUUGCAAGUGAACUUGCUGAAGACCUCUGGGUUAAAGCUGUGGACCUGCAAAGAUGUGGUCUUUCCAACGAAGGCGCUCGUCGUUUGCUAGAAGCCUUGAAAACGAAUUCUUCUUUGUGUGUGCUGGAUAUCCGUGGUAACCCGUUAGUUGAUAAACUCCUAAUUAAAACUAUAAUAGAGAAAGUACUAAUGAACAGUCAUGGACAGUCACCAGAGUAUUGCUGGAUCAAGCCUGCAGCGUCAGAACCACAGAGAGCUUCUGGUCCAAGGAGGAGAGCAUUACCCAGUACAGUCAGAGGGAAAGCUGCAUUUAGAAUAGUCAUCUGGAGACAUGCCACUCAUAAAGGACCAUCUCCUGGUGGACGGAGUUCAGCUGCUGCUCUGAAACCUAAGCCAUCACGCACCCCACAUGUGCCUUGGCGUGCUGCUGCACGAGCUGGACGCCAAAGAGGUUUGCCUCCUGGAAUUACUGUAACAGACCAUAGCUUUCAGGGUGCAGCCACAGUGAAAGUUACCAUGGAGUCGGAUUCAGAGGCAGAGGAGGAUGAUGAAGAGGAAGUGGUGGAAGUGGAACCGAGACCAUCUUCUCUUAAUCGUCAGGACAGAGUCAUUGCACGGAGGUUUGAACAAAUACAGAUGGAGCUAAAAGAGUGCCGUAUGAGGCUUGGAGAAGAGCGGAGGGCCAGACUGAAGGCUGAGUCCAGGCUCAUGGAGUAUGAGCUGGAGAAUGCUCGUCUUCGAGAUGCCAAUCACUCCCUGUCAGAGGCACUUGCUACCAGUGGCUCUGCAUUAGCACCACCGGCUUCCAGUGCUCUUGAAGAUGAGGCAAUUCUGGAAAGCAUUGAGACGUCAUUCACUAAGUUUCACGCUUUCCUGGAUUUGCUCAAAGAUGCUGGCUUAGGUCAGCUAGCUUCAAUGGCUGGAAUUGAUAAGUCAGAUUUCCACCCUCUGGGAAGACCUCAGCUUUCCUCCACAAUAGAACCACUUUUGCAUGGAGCGGCAUCACCGCCUGGAGGGCGUUACAGGAUCGAUGCUCUGUCUUUGGUAGGAGGUGCCCCGUCUGCUGCCCUCGUUGGAUUGUCUGACACCAGAUUGCACAAGUCUCCAUCCCCUACUAGAGCAGCCCUUCAUAAAGAAAGGUCACUUGAUGUAACUUUCACUCAGGCUUCUGCACCAGCAGCAAGUGGUGUAGUGGAUGUAGAAGAAGAAGCAAAUCAUUUUUCAAAGCCUGACACCCAGCAUGACUCAGGCUCUGAACACAGUUUUUAUAGCCAAAAGUCCUUUGAUAAUAUUUCCUUUGGUAAAACUUCCCAGACUAGGCCGAGCCACCCCACGAGCAACAGCAACUCUCACAGAAACAACAGUUCCCAUGGAUACAGCUUCAGCAACAGCUACACUUACAACCGUGCUUCCCAUAGCAAUGGAUCUCGAGGUGGUUCAUCUGCAAGUGUUAGUGACAUUUUAAGUGACAAAGAGGAUUCUGUAGGAUCAGUAGGGUCAAGGAACAGGGGAAACGGAAGGCUGGUGACAGUAGGUCAGUCAGGAUCAGAAGGGUCAGAGAGGAAAGCCCCUUCAAGGAGAGGCGCUCUAGAGCAGGUCAGAUCUCUGGAGAGUCUGGGGGUUCGGUCAGAUAAUGAAUCCUAACCAGCUGACCAUAAACUGUGUCCCUGUGUGUCAGUGCCUUUUCUUGUAAGUUUAGAUUUUCGCUGAUUUUAGAUUGUAGAUUUUUUUUGUCACCUUCAUAAUUUUUUUGUUCUUAUUUUUUUGCAUUUUCGGUCCAAAUCAUUUCAGUUUAGGGAAGCAAGAUGUUUUUAAAAGCACCUUGUUGCAUUUAAACCAAAAUAAAUAAGUGAUAAAAAAUUAGCCUUAUAUUAUUGUUUUUACAUUUUAGAUUUACAUUUACAGUCUUAUUGAACUUUUUCAUAAAGUGCGGGGAAUCUGCAGUAUAGCAGUUUAAUUCAGUGCGACAUUCUCAAAUCUGUAACUCUGUUUCUUCGAGUAUAAUCCUGGUUCUUGUAGCAAUCAAUCAAAUACUAGAAAGUGUACAAUCUCAAGGCAUUGCAUAGGAGCUUUAAGCUAAAUGUCACUCCUUGUUUCACAUGUGCUCUUACUCAUUUGUAGCUUUGGACAUUAAAGUUAUUU